This is a messenger RNA of Sinocyclocheilus grahami, 2481 nucleotides long. RefSeq names its product suppressor of tumorigenicity 7 protein-like. The transcript is spliced from 23 exons. Gene Ontology annotation, molecular function: protein binding. The record is from RefSeq and is a predicted model, not a curated record. Bases 80 to 2368 code for a protein of 762 amino acids. NCBI's taxonomy places the organism in Eukaryota, Metazoa, Chordata, Actinopteri, Cypriniformes, Cyprinidae.
CCUCUGUUGGAGAGCGUCAGUACAACACUCUCUCCUCCACUAUCCCACAAUUCUAAUGUUUACGGCUAGUCGGUGAAAGAUGGCGGACAGCAGUGGCCGUAAUCCUCAAUCACCCUGUUUCACGGAGAAAUUAAAAUCGUGGCUGUGCUGGUCGUGGACGUACAUAUGUGCGCUUUGGUUCGCCAUGGUCUUAACGAUGGUUUACGUGCUGAGGAGCCCGCUGAAGCUGCAGGAGACCGUUAACGCAGCAUCUGUGUUUUUAAACACUCUUACGCCUAAAUUCUAUGUUGCGCUGACUGGAACCUCCUCGCUCAUCUCGGGCCUUAUAUUGAUAUUUGAGUGGUGGUACUUCAGGAAGUACGGCACGUCCUUCAUCGAGCAGGUGUCUGUCAGUCACUUGCGUCCUCUACUGGGAGGAGUGGAGAACAGCAGCUCUGCGGGCCUCUUCUCCUCUGUAAACGGCGAUACCGAGCCGAGAACCAACGUUGCAGAAUGUAAAGUGUGGAGGAACCCACUGAACCUAUUCAGAGGUGCAGAGUACAGCAGGUACACUUGGGUGACGGGAAAAGAGCCCCUGACAUACUAUGACAUGAAUUUAUCAGCCCAAGAUCAUCAGACCUUCUUCUUGGGAGACACUCAGCAACUUAGACCAGAGGACUCUGUAAUGCAGAAGGCCUGGAGGGAGAGGAACCCGCAGGCACGAAUUCAAGCAGCUUACCAGGCAAUUGAAAUGAACCGCGAAUGUGCUGCAGCAUAUGUGCUCCUGGCCGAGGAGGAAGCCACAACCAUCACAGAGGCUGAACGGCUUUUCAAGCAAGCGCUUAAGAGUGCCGGUAAAGACACCAAUCUUGUGGUCUACAUCAAGCGCAGACUGGCCAUGUGUGCAAGAAAACUGGGUCGCAUCAAAGAAGCUGUAAAGAUGAUGAGAGAUUGUGUGUCGUUGCAGUAUUUAUUAGAAAUGAAGAGUCUGAUUUUGCCACCUGAGCAUAUUUUGAAGAGGGGAGACAGUGAGGCGGUGGCGUACGCUUUCUUUCACCUGCAGCACUGGAAACGGGCAGAGGGGGCACUCAACCUGCUACACUGCACCUGGGAAGGCACUUUCCGGAUUAUUCCAUACCCCCUGGAAAAGGGUAAUCUCUUCUAUCCAUACCCAGGAUGCACAGAAACUGCAGACAGAGAGCUUCUGCCUUCAUUUCACGAGGUCUCAGUGUAUCCGAAGAAGGAGCUUCCUUUCUUCAUCCUCUUCACAGCAGGCCUGUGCUCCUUCUGUGCCAUGUUGGCCAUGCUCACACACCAGUUUCCAGAGCUCAUGGGGGUCUUCGUCAAAGCUGUGAAAGAGAAGCCGAGAACCAACGUUGCAGAAUGUAAAGUGUGGAGGAACCCACUGAACCUAUUCAGAGGUGCAGAGUACAGCAGGUACACUUGGGUGACGGGAAAAGAGCCCCUGACAUACUAUGACAUGAAUUUAUCAGCCCAAGAUCAUCAGACCUUCUUCUUGGGAGACACUCAGCAACUUAGACCAGAGGACUCUGUAAUGCAGAAGGCCUGGAGGGAGAGGAACCCGCAGGCACGAAUUCAAGCAGCUUACCAGGCAAUUGAAAUGAACCGCGAAUGUGCUGCAGCAUAUGUGCUCCUGGCCGAGGAGGAAGCCACAACCAUCACAGAGGCUGAACGGCUUUUCAAGCAAGCGCUUAAGAGUGCCGGUAAAGACACCAAUCUUGUGGUCUACAUCAAGCGCAGACUGGCCAUGUGUGCAAGAAAACUGGGUCGCAUCAAAGAAGCUGUAAAGAUGAUGAGAGAUUUAAUGAAAGAAUUCCCCUUACUGGGAAUGUUAAAUAUUCACGAGAACCUUUUAGAAGCAUUAUUAGAGCUGCAGGCCUACGCUGAUGUACAAGCAGUCCUCGCAAAAUAUGACGAUAUCAGCUUGCCAAAAUCAGCUACUAUAUGCUACACAUCUGCCUUACUGAAAGCCAGAGCAGUGUCAGAUAAGUUUUCGCCUGAAGCAGCAUCUAGACGAGGUCUCAGCACAGCAGAGAUGAACGCAGUAGAGGCCAUACACAGAGCUGUGGAGUUCAACCCACACGUACCAAAGGUUCGAAUGAUUCUUUUAAAGGGUCCAAAAUUCCUUCCAGCAUUUCACGAGGUCUCAGUGUAUCCGAAGAAGGAGCUUCCUUUCUUCAUCCUCUUCACAGCAGGCCUGUGCUCCUUCUGUGCCAUGUUGGCCAUGCUCACACACCAGUUUCCAGAGCUCAUGGGGGUCUUCGUCAAAGCUUUCUUCAGCACCCUCUUUGCACCACUGGGCUUUUUUGCAGACAAGAUGGAGAGUUUUAUGCCCUCCUGCCUGUGGCAUCAGCUAGCAAACGUCUGACGUACACACACAGCUCACACAUGCUUGCACUUGAAAACACUACUGUACAUGUAACACAUGUGUAAGGUGCCCGUUAGCCACCUGUACUGAUAAUAAAAAUGUUAUGGCUCUUU